AUGCGACUUUUACACUAUAUAAAUAGCAACGAGCUUACCUUAACAAAGGACUUGGUCGGCGAUGACAAGAUCCCGCUAUACGCGAUACUCUCUUAUACCUGGGACGAGGGUCAAGAAGUAACCUUCAACGAUCUGAUGAAGAACAGCAGAGAGAAGAAGUUAGGAUACAACAAGAUCCACUUCUGCGCAUCACAGGCUAAGCGCGAUAGUCUGGACUACUUCUAG
Messenger RNA from Alternaria arborescens, 225 nucleotides. RefSeq lists its product as hypothetical. The record is from RefSeq and is a predicted model, not a curated record. Bases 1 to 225 code for a protein of 74 amino acids. The transcript has a single exon. Lineage: Eukaryota; Fungi; Ascomycota; Dothideomycetes; Pleosporales; Pleosporaceae.